CCUCUCUCUCUCUCUCAAAAUGGACGGAAGUUUCCAAUCGCUUCUUCUCACCGGAAAAUAUGUCAUCGGUGACCUUGAUUUUCCACCGGACACAACUUCCGACCAGACACAUAUCCCUACCGAAAUGAGUUACAACAAAUCUCUGCUUCCGUACGCUUCAUCAUCGUAUGACACAUUCAACGAAAACAUUCAAAGCGCAAAAACAAGUGAGAGUUCAAGCGAAUACACCACAUCAAUGGAGUUCAAAAGGCUGAAAACCGCACCUUCACCGGAGUUAUUCAACCUGAAUAACAUUCCUACUUUCAUGUUCAACCAGUUACCAGAUCUCCGAUCAAUCGAGCCAGUGAAUCAACAUAAGUAUUCACCUCUGUUUAAUCACCACACGCAACAACCGACGUUAACAAACUACUUCACUCCAACGCCACCGCAACAACCGCCGUUUCCUCCUCUUCCUCCUCCUCCGGCGAAGUUAUCCGGAACAGAACUGGCAUACAAACGACGCCGUACACUCAGCGACAAAACACGAUCCUUACAAAAGCUGCUACCAGUGGACAGAAAAAUGGAUAUGGCGACGAUUUAUGAAGAAACGUACAAGUAUAUUAUGUUUCUGAAAGCGCAAAUCAGUGUUCUGGAAUCGAUGCCUGUUGUGUCUUGUUCGUCAUCGUCGUCGUGUUUGAAUUUGGGAUCUGGAAACCCUAGGUAUGGUGGAUUGGGGAAAUUGAACAGGCAGCAGGUGCUUGAGGAGGUUGCUGAGAAGAGGUUUCGUUGAGUUUUGUCGUCCAUUAGCAUAUCAUUUUGAAGGUCCGUUGUGAUUAGUAAUUUCCGGCACCGGCAACACAGGGAUAUUAUAGGAAGUAAUAGUUCAAAUUAGUGGUAGUGGUAGUUUUCUAGUUAAAUUGGGUGGAAAAAGUGUGCACGAAGAUGCAUUGUUAACAAUGUCGGUAUCUUUUUUUAAAUCAUUACUACGAUUAGACUUUUGGGUUA
Helianthus annuus (common sunflower) is the source of this 984-nucleotide messenger RNA. Its product is annotated as transcription factor bHLH117. Gene Ontology annotation, molecular function: protein dimerization activity; DNA-binding transcription factor activity. Gene Ontology annotation, biological process: regulation of DNA-templated transcription. The record is from RefSeq and is a predicted model, not a curated record. NCBI's taxonomy places the organism in Eukaryota, Viridiplantae, Streptophyta, Magnoliopsida, Asterales, Asteraceae. The transcript is spliced from 3 exons. Bases 20 to 769 code for a protein of 249 amino acids.